AUGUCAGUGAAUAAGGCACCUAUCUUGGGUAAAGAAUCCAUACACGUGGGGUAUGAAAUACAGCCCCACAUUGUCAGUGAAACAAUUGCCAACUUGGCAUCUUCCACAUAUGUGAUUGUCAGCGAUACCAACAUGGCGAAAACCCACACAUUCAAAAAAUUGGUGUCAGACUUUGAAAUAGAACUUGGGGAAAAAAGGCCAGAGUCAAGGCUAUUAACCUAUUUUGUCCCACCAGGGGAGAAUAACAAGAGCCGUGAAACAAAAGCUGCAGUUGAAGAUUUCCUUUUGAACAAGGGAUGCACUCGUGACACUGUGAUACUUGCAGUUGGUGGAGGUGUAAUCGGCGACAUGAUUGGAUUCGUCGCAGCAACAUUCAUGCGUGGAGUGAGAGUUGUUCAAGUGCCCACUACUUUGCUAGCAAUGGUUGACUCCUCCGUUGGAGGUAAAACCGCCAUUGACACACCUUUGGGGAAAAACUUUAUUGGUGCUUUCCACCAACCAGAGUAUGUCUUUUGUGACGUUUCUUUCUUGCAAACAUUACCAGCAAGGCAAUUCAUCAAUGGUAUGGCUGAAGUUGUCAAGACAGCAGCAAUUUGGAACGAAGAGGAGUUUACAAGGUUGGAGGAGUUUGCUGCGCAAUUUAUCGCCGAGGUUACCUCUGAGAAACCUAAUUUGGAAAAUAUUAGACAGGACUUGGUGAAGACCGUAUUGGAAUCAGUGAGAGUCAAAGCUUCUGUUGUGUCAGCCGACGAAAAAGAAGGCGGGUUGAGGAACUUGCUUAAUUUUGGCCACACCAUUGGUCACGCUAUUGAGGCUAUUCUCACUCCUGAAGCUCUCCACGGUGAGUGUGUUUCCAUUGGAAUGAUUAAAGAAGCCGAAUUAUCAAGAUACUUGGGAAUACUACCACCAGUUGCUGUUGCCAGACUUUCAAAAUGUCUUGCUGCAUACAAAUUGCCCAUUUCAGUUGACGAAAAGGGCUUUUCUAAAAUUGUUGGAGGUAAAAAGUACAACUUGUUGAUUGACCUGUUGAUCCAAAAGAUGUUGAUUGACAAGAAAAACGAUGGUAGCAAGAUAAGAUGUGUUUUAUUGGAGAGGAUUGGUAGAUGUUACCAGCUUAAAGCUCACCAAAUAUCGAAAGACGAUUUGAGAUUUGUCUUGACUGAUGAAGUUUUGGUACACCCUUUUAAGAAUGUCCCAGAGUCGGUUACAAUAUCGCCACCAGGUUCAAAGUCGAUUUCCAAUAGAGCCUUGAUACUAGCAGCGUUAGGAAGUGGCACAGUCCAGAUUAAGAACUUGUUACACUCAGACGAUACCAAGCACAUGUUGGAUGCAUUGUCUGUAUUAAGAGGUGCUUCCAUUUCGUUUGCAGAUAACGGUGAAACUGUUGUUGUUGAGGGUAACGGAGGAAAUUUAUUUGCCAGUGAGAAGGGGUUAUACUUGGGUAAUGCUGGAACCGCCUCGAGGUUCCUUACUGCCGUUGCAUGCUUAGCUAAAAGCUCAGAUAAUCUGGAUGUUGUCCUAACUGGUAAUUCCAGAAUGCAAGAGAGACCAAUUGGUCCUUUAGUUGAAGCUUUAACGUCGAAUGGGUCGGAAAUUGAGUACUUGAAAAACAGUGGCUCGUUGCCAUUAAAAAUCACUGCUGGAAAGGGCCUUAAGGGUGGCAAGAUUGAAUUGGCCGCUACUAUUUCAUCUCAAUACGUGUCAGCAAUUCUCAUGUGUGCACCAUAUGCCGAGGAGCCUGUAACAUUGUCGCUCGUUGGGGGAAAGCCUAUUUCGCAAUUGUACAUUGAUAUGACUUGUGAGAUGAUGAAGCAGUUUGGUGUUGAGGUGACGAAAACCGAGCCAUACACCUACCAUAUUCCAAAAGCAACCUACAAGAAUCCUUCUGAAUAUGUUGUUGAAUCGGAUGCAUCAUCUGCCACCUAUCCUUUGGCAUUUGCUGCGUUGACAGGCUCCUCCUGUACAAUUCCAAACAUUGGUUCGUCGUCGUUGCAAGGUGAUGCAAAAUUUGCCGUUGAUGUUUUAAAACCAAUGGGGUGUGAUGUGAAGCAAACAUCAACAACUACAACUGUCACUGGUCCGCCACUUGGCGGGUUAAAGGCGUUGUCGAGUGUGGAUAUGGAGCCCAUGACCGACGCUUUCUUGACCGCUUCCGUUGUGGCAGCUGUCGCUAAGGGCACAACCACGAUUACAGGCAUUGCAAACCAAAGAGUUAAAGAGUGCAACAGAAUUAAAGCCAUGGUUGAUGAAUUGGCCAAAUUUGGAGUCAAUGCUCAUGAAAUUGAUGAUGGUAUAGUGAUUGAAGGUGUGCCAUUGAGUGAUUUGAAAACCCCUCGAGUGGAAAACAGAGGUGUGCAUACCUAUGACGACCACCGAGUUGCCAUGUCGUUUUCGCUAUUAGCCGGUUUGUGUAAACUGCCAGUUUUGCUUUUGGAACGUUCCACCACAGGAAAGACGUGGCCGGGAUGGUGGGAUAUCUUACAUUCCAAGUUUGGUGCUACUCUUGAAGGUUAUGAGCCAGAAAAGACGACAAAUUCCAUCACUAACGGGGACAAAAGUGUUGUUGUAAUUGGUAUGAGAGCCGCAGGGAAAACCACGUUGUCCAAAUGGUUGGCAAAAUUCCUCGGUUUCAACUUUAUCGACCUAGAUGAAUAUCUUGAGCAGAAACUUGGCAUUGAUAUCAAGACAAUGAUCAAGACAAAAGGCUGGGACUAUUUCAGAGAGCAAGAGUCAUUGUUAGCUGCAGAAUGCUUUCAAAAGUACUCUACGGGAUAUGUGCUUUCCAGCGGCGGUGGUCUUGUCGAAAGUGAGGAUGCUAGGAAACAACUCAAAAACUACAUGGCCAACAAUGGUAUUGUUUUGCACUUGCACCGUGAUUUGGAGGAGACGGUUACAUUCCUAAACUCAGAUGCUACACGCCCUGCUUUUUCCUCUGAAGUGAAAGAUGUGUGGUUGAGAAGAGAAAAGUGGUACCAUGAGUGUUCCAAUUAUCAUUUCUACGCUCCACACUGUUCUGAUGAUGCUGAUUUUGCCACAUUGAAGAAGGUAUUUUUGAAAUUCAUUGCCAAAAUCACCGGUAUUGAAGAAAUGGCUAUUCCUAAAACGCGUUCUGCCUUUGUCACAUUGACAUAUCCGGAUGUGAGAAAUGCGUUACAAAUCUUGCAAGGCAUCACUGUUGGAGCAAAUGCUGUUGAAUUGAGAGUCGAUUUGCUUGCAAAGUCUGACCAAGCCUACAUUGCUGAUCAAGUUGGGUUAUUGAGGAAAACUGUGGACCUACCAAUUAUUUACACGAUUAGAACAAAAUCUCAAGGUGGUUUGUUUCCUGACAAAGAUCUUGAAUCAAUCAGAUCAUUACUUUUGUUUGGUAUCAAGAUUGGCGUCGAUGUGAUUGACUUGCAAUUGAUUUCACCAAACGAUAUCAUCGACGAGGUCAUGUCAAAGAGAAAUCACACUAGAGUCAUUGCAUCACACCACGACUUCACUGGCCAAUUGAAGUGGGAUAAUGUUGAGUGGAAGACCAAGUACGAUCAAGGGGUGGCUAUCAAUGCUGAUAUUGUCAAAUUAGUUGGCAAGGCUGAUGAUUUUAAUGACAACUUGUUGUUGGAGAAAUUCAGAAGUGAAAACACGACCAAGCCUUUAAUUGGGUUGAACAUGGGACCAAAGGGGAAGUUGUCAAGAGUUUUAAACACAGUAUUUACGCCAGUGACGCAUGAUCUCAUCACAGAUAAACCACAGGGAGUUGGCCAAUUAUCGCUCAAGGAAAUCAACGAAGCCUACUUCCAAAUUGGUGGAUUUGUUGAAAAGAAAUUCUGGGUUGUUGGAUCACCAAUAGAGCAUUCAAGGUCACCUGCAUUACACAAUGCCGGGUAUGAAGCAUUGAGUUUGCCAUACAAAUUUGAUAGGUAUGAAUCGAGUGACGCAGAGACUGUUUAUAACAAGUUAAUGUUGAGACCUGAUUUUGGUGGAUUGGCCAUUACGAUGCCAUUGAAAUUGGAUAUGAUGAAGUAUGCCACCAAACUUUCAGACUCGGGUAAAUUGAUUGGUGCUAUAAACACAAUUGUACCUAUCGACGGUGGCUUCCUUGGUGACAAUACUGACUGGGUUGGAAUUACAAACUCCUUCAAGCAGAAUGGGUUCAUAGGAGGCAAUAAAGUUACUGGCUUAGUUGUAGGUGGAGGCGGUACUUCAAGAGCUGCAAUCUAUGCUUUGCACAAGUUGGGUUGUGAAAAGAUUUAUUUGCUCAAUCGUACUGUAUCAAAGUUACACGAUAUUGCCAGCAGUUUCCCCAAAGAAUACAAUCUUGAAGUAGUUGAGCUGGAUGAGCAAGUAAGAGAUAAACCAGUAUCAUUGGCUGUUUCCUGUGUUCCAUCUUCAGCACCAUUGGACGAGGUCUUGUUAACGAGAUUGGAGAUUAUGCUAAACUCCAACAAGGCUGAUAGUGAUGAUGUUCCAUUGCUUUUAGAGGCAGCAUACAAGCCUAGAAUUACACCUGUUAUGCAAUUAGCAGAAGAAAAGUACAACUGGAAGGUUAUUCAAGGGGUUGAGAUGUUGGUGAAUCAAGGUGAAGAGCAGUUUAAAAUCCAUACAGGGUUUGUUCCACCAUAUGAUGUUAUCCAUGAUGCAGUAGUUGCUGAAGACUAA
Messenger RNA from Lodderomyces margitis, 4641 nucleotides. RefSeq names its product Aro1p (gene ARO1). The transcript has a single exon. Gene Ontology annotation, biological process: aromatic amino acid biosynthetic process; chorismate biosynthetic process. Lineage: Eukaryota; Fungi; Ascomycota; Pichiomycetes; Serinales; Debaryomycetaceae. Gene Ontology annotation, cellular component: cytoplasm. The record is from RefSeq and is a predicted model, not a curated record. Gene Ontology annotation, molecular function: 3-dehydroquinate synthase activity; shikimate kinase activity; 3-dehydroquinate dehydratase activity. Bases 1 to 4641 code for a protein of 1546 amino acids.